UAUUUUCGAUUUUUUUAUUGAAUAAUUGUUUUUGGGCAGCGAGCUCCGCAGCGUCGAAAUCGGAAGGCGGUGAAAAUACUUGAAUCACUAAUUUUGGCGCGAUUUUGGAAAAUUACUAAACACACAACUGACCCAUUUAAAAACACUAUCCCCUGUUGAGAUCCGAAGCUCUUCUUUACUUCUCAAUGGACGAUGAUUUCGCUCCCUCGUUCUCUCUGGGCCUCGAUUUUGACCUUGAUUCGGAGCCCCAGUUCGCUGACCCGGUACCCGACCCCGUUGCUGCGCCGCCGCCUUUAAAUCCUGUCAACAUUUCCCCCAAAUUUGAUGAUGAUGAUGAUUAUUUUCAGUCGCCGGGUCCUGACCCGGAAACCCGCCCCAGUUUGAAGCGGCUCCGACGUGGCGCCACUUUGCCCAAGCGGCAAGUGAAUUGGUGUAGUGUGGAUGAUGAGAUUGAAGAUUUCUCCUCUGAUGAUUUCUCGGAUGGACUCCCAUCUACACAGCACAAAUCUGUGUGCAGAAGUUCCAAGUUGUCAUUGCCCAAACAAGGGGUUUUGAGCACGCAAUCGUCAAAGAAAAGGAAAGAUGUUACAAAUACCCCGUCUUUGUCCAAUGUGGAUAGAAACAACAAAAAUUUGAUGUUCCCAAAGUUGAUUGUUAGUCCUCUAAGGAAAUUCCAAUUGAUUGAUUCCGAUUCUGAUUUUGACGAUCUCGUUGGAGAUGGAUGUGCUAAUGUAACGGAUAAUAAACAUGGUUCAUCUUCAAAGUCAAGACCUCACGAGAAUGUAAGUAGGGAAGAAGAAAUAAGAAGUGGGGUGCAGGCAAGUAUGUCCAAGAAAGAUGAUUUAUGGAGUGAUUUUUGUUUGGAUAAGAAAAUACCUAUCCCGACACCUGCAUUUGACGAGGUCUGUGAAGAAUAUUUCAAAUCAUCCAAAGAUACUAAUAAUUACAGUACUCACAAAGCAAGUAAUCAAAGCAACAUUAAUAGAAAUCAUGAGCAGCAAGUAAACCUGGGUGCACCUCUGCCUCCUGCUCAUAGUUACUUUUUUCAUGAUGAUAUAAGGAUUCAAAAUCUGGUUCGUGAACGCUUGCCCAACUUUUUCCCGUUGAUGACUGCAAACAUCAAAGGAUCUGAUCAGUGCAAUGCAUCAGUCAUUGAUUACAUGGGACAGUUUAGCCAUGGAGAAAGUUCUAAACAAGCAUCUGGGAAAAAGAAUGCUGUUCCAAAUUCGACUAAGAGCAGGAAGCAGUCGAAGAAAACUACUGUUGAAGACGUGUCACAAGGUUCCGGAAGCUGGGUGAAUCCUAAAUCUUGCACAAAGAUCCCUAAAAAUGCUGGCAAAAGAAGGGUCCACGCAUGCGGCCAGUCCACUCAGUCUGCUGGUCAGUCGACUCAGUCUGUUGGUCAUUGGUACACAGAUUCUAGUGGGAAAAGGGUUUAUGUUAAUAAAAGUGGCAAGGAGUUGAGUGGUAGAAUGGCCUACAUGAAUUACAAGAAGGAGAAUAAAGGGUUUACAAAGAAAGGUGGCAGCAGAAAGAAAAGUGGCGCCAAGAAGAAAUAAGAUGGUAGAAGAGCUGCACAUGGGAAACUUUUUUCCCUUUUACUAUUCAUUUGAUUUGUUGUGUUGGCCGUGUGAAGAAGAAAAAGAACAGUUGUAUAUGGUUUUCUAAUUUCUGUGUGUUGAUUUGAGUUUCAAACUAGACAUCCGCCAAUGUAAACAUUUUAAAUAUCAUAUGCCUGUCUCGAAAGAUUGUAAAUCUUUCAAGUAUUUA
Molecule: messenger RNA, 1770 nt
Organism: Daucus carota subsp. sativus
Lineage: Eukaryota; Viridiplantae; Streptophyta; Magnoliopsida; Apiales; Apiaceae
Exons: 5
Coding region: 186-1559 (457 amino acids)
Source: RefSeq, a predicted model, not a curated record